Molecule: messenger RNA, 1112 nt
Organism: Oxyura jamaicensis (ruddy duck)
Lineage: Eukaryota; Metazoa; Chordata; Aves; Anseriformes; Anatidae
Product: ribosome-recycling factor, mitochondrial-like
Exons: 7
Coding region: 56-835 (259 amino acids)
Biological process (GO): translation
Cellular component (GO): mitochondrion
Molecular function (GO): ribosomal large subunit binding
Source: RefSeq, a predicted model, not a curated record
CGGGACCGUGACGUCAGCGCAGCGCGCGGGGCCCGGCGACGGCGAGCUGGAAACGAUGGCCAUGGCACUGAGAUGCUUUCGGCACCUGCAUUCCCUGCUGUAUUGUUCCCCGUUGGCCAUGAUGCGGAGGCUGCCGCAGGCUCCUGUGGGCUGCCCAGCCCCACUGCUGGAGGGCUGCAGGCGGUGUGUCCGCCAGGUGCUGCUGACCCGGCAGCUGGCCACCAAAAAAGCUAAAGGUAAAGGACAGACUCAAGCCAGAGUGAAUAUCAAUGCUGCUGUAGUUGAAGAUAUUAUCAAUUUGGAGGAAACCAAUGAAGAGAUGCAGGCAGUGGUAGAAGCUCUGAAAGAAGAUUUCAACAGAAAUGUCAGCGUUAGAACCUCGCCAGGGGCCCUUGAUCACAUAAUUGUUGUGACGAAAGAUGGGAAGUUUCCGCUGAACCAGCUUGGGCAAAUCUCACUGAAGUCACCUCAGCUCAUCAUAGUCAACAUGACCAAUUUUCCAGAGAGCACAGCUGCAGCUAUGAAGGCUAUAAGGGAGAGCAGAAUGAACCUGAACCCGGAAGUGGAUGGGACGCUAAUUCGGGUGCCGAUUCCGAAGGUCACCAGAGAGCACAGGGAGAGCCUGGCCAAGCUUGCCAAACAGUCCACCAACAAAUCCAAAGACGCCUUGAGAAAGGUGCGAAGCAGAAGCAUGAACCAGGUAAAGAAGUUCAAGAGCAAAGUGUCUGAAGAUACCAUCUGGCUGCUAGAAAAGCAGAUCCAGCAAAUGGCAGACAAUGCUGCAGCAGAGAUGGACAAGCUGCUGGCAGCAAAGACCAAGGAGCUGCUUGGAUAAAUGUCAUCCGUAUGGACAUGCUCUCCCCCCCACAAGCAAGAACGGACUGCCACUACCCCACUGGCCAUCUCUGCCUGGAGUCAGGCAGCCUCAGGUGACAGACACUGAUGGGUCUCCCAGACCUCCAGAGCAGAUCUGGGCUUUGGGAUUCCCUGGCCACUGGGAUUCCUGAACCUGGAUUGUGCUGGAGGGAAGGGGGAAGCUCUCCUUGCUGUUCUUCAUUCAGGCAUGAACUGAAUUGGGUGAAGUAAGAUUGAAAAUAAAAUAACACUGAGGA